Messenger RNA from Cyclocybe aegerita, 351 nucleotides. The record is from the annotation of a GenBank genome assembly. Lineage: Eukaryota; Fungi; Basidiomycota; Agaricomycetes; Agaricales; Hemipholiotaceae.
UGGCUCCUGGAGGUCUCUCAAAGCACACCCGAGAACGACAACUGAAGCUACGGAUGGCUGUUGACCGUCUAGGGGCGAGACACAACAAGACAAAAACGAUAGUUUUCACGACGUACUACAAUACGUCGGACGUUCGUCGUUAUUGUUUCCACGCUGCCUGGAGGAUAUUUACUUGUCCUGAAGACACACCAGUGACUGCAGUGCUGCAAAGCAUCUUUGCAAUAGGCGAAAACGUCAAUCUUUGUGGCACAGUCUCCUGUCGUUGUUGUAGCAAGCUUCCAUUCCUUUCUCAGCUCCCACUGGUGUGGCUUAUCUUCUCUUCUAUGCCCUGCGGAAUGAACCCUGCAUAAG